GAGGCUAGUACUUUUAUACAGUUGAGUCAAGUCGAGUCAAGUCUAGUCGAGUCGAGUCCAGAGUGUCCUAAUGGGAGCGCUAGAUGUGUGGUAUUAAAGAGAAAGAGAUAAUGCUGUUCUCGAACAAGCUGUUCAUCUACUGCAGCAUUCUAUGUCUGUUCUAUCCAAUGGGUAAGGCAAUUGUUAGGGACCAGCAUGGUUGCGGUUUAGUUUCUUCAUCCCCUCAAACUGCAGAGCUUGUUCUGUUUACAAGUAAACUUGCUCAGCUUGAAUGCAACUGGAAGUUGAGACUCUUUAAAAAUUGGAGGUGGCCAAAGAUAUUCGUUAUGAGUAGAAAGAAAUCACUUCGUUUUAAAGCCAUUGUACAAGGACUGGCUGUAUUAUUGUUGUUUGCUCUGUCCGUUUUUGCUCUGUCUGUUGUACUGUCUAUAACCUUUUUCAUCGCAAUUAGUGUAACGAUAAGAUUUCCCUUUAAGCACGAUGUAUAUGAUAUCAAAAAACAUGCUUCUGCUAUAGCUUUUUUGUCUUUGAGUAUGUUCCAAUACUCCGUAUUCAGUCAGCAAAUGAACGCUGUGAAUAGCAUAGUUCAAAAGCCUAUAAUUUUGGCUCUGAUGGAUACUCAGCUAAAGCUGAACUGUUUUAAGGAGUACUCUAGCCCUGAAUUAGAAUUUGCUUUGGUGCUCCUCUUGUUACUAUGUGGAGAUGUGGAGAUAAAUCCUGGUCCUCAAGGUGAUGGAAAAGGUGACAACAGUACUAGUGAAUCUGUAGAUCCUGGCUACGCUAGCAUCUCUGUGAAUGAGCCUCUUUCAAUGCAAAUUCCAAGCGAUGAUGCAGCUGCUUCAAAUAACAUUAGUCACACUUCUGAACAUCUAGUGAGUAAUAGUGUAUCACCGACUUCACAAAACAAAGACUAUGUUCAAUUCAACCAGGAACCACUAGAGCCCCAGAACAAUGAUGUAGAGGAUGAAUCACCGGGUUUACAGCCAAUUCCUGAAGCUCAAACAAAUGCGUUAUCCAAACCUUUCGAGGAGUCAAAUGAAUUCGAACAAAACAGGCAGGCAGGGGUAGAAGAUGCCUCUUCAAUGCUCGUACUCAAUCACACUGGAGCUACUUUGCUGAAAAAAGUUGUUGGAUACACAGCAUCCAUACCAAGUAAAGCUCAGCCUGAAGGAGACACCCAAGAUAUGAAAGAUGUUCCUAGACUUAGGAAAGCCCUGCGGGACAUGAUAGAGAAUUGGAAAUGUAGCAAUAUCUGGACAGAAAGGGGCGGGUUUACUGCUGAAGUGGUCCAGUACAAAGAGUGUGGUGAAGAGUGUUAUAAGCUUCUCAAUCAACUGUAUAGACGUCUGCAAGGAUCAUCAAUCAUUUGCCCUCUGUGUUUGUGCAAAUCUUCUAGUAAACCAAAAAGUAAGUCGAUUGAAAGUCAUUUCAUACCUCGAGCAAUGUUGAAAGUUUUUCGUGAUAUUCACGGUGAUGGAGUAGACAAUUUUAUGUAUGAUAUAUCAGCCGGAAAAACACUGGGAAUUGGAUUGCGAUGUCCUGAUAUGCUAUGCUCUGGUUGUGAAAAUGUGUCUUCCAAAGAAGAGGACAAACUAAGAGACGUUUAUUUAGGUAUUUUGGUAGAAACAGAGAGCAACAUCCUUACAUUCAAAAAUGCCCCGACUGGUUGGUUUCAAUUUAUUCUCGCCAACAUUUUUUUCAGAGGUUUGCUUGUUGGUUGUGACUUAAAAGUUGAGCUUAAUAUUAAUAAUAGAUUGUUCCAAGAUUUUUUUUGGAGGCUGAAACAGUAUUGCAACAAAGAAAACGAAGUCUUUCCCGAUAUCAAGCUUUAUAUUUUGGCAAACAAGCCAUUAAAUCCGAAAAUGAAAAAUUUUGUUCAUGCAUUAGAUAUGCUGGCUCGUUUCCCCCGAUUUACUGAACUGAUAAGAUGUGAAACAGGAAUGUUUCUGUACUGCCAGUUUGAUUGUUUUCAUUUAGUUGCUCCUCUUGAUAAGUGUAGUAUUGCACACUUUAAACAGUACCAAAAUGGAUUAGGAUUAGGCUCUGAUAGUGAACAACAAGUACACAUAGCACAGCACGGACAUUGCGAAGUAAGAAAAGACAGAGACACCAACAUUCUCACAUAUUAUAUACCUGCAGUGGCUGAUGGCCUCAUGUAUCAAUUUCCUGAGGUACUCCUACAAAUUAAUGCCAAGGAUUAUUCUCGUGUUUCUCCGUUUGUGAUUGAGGAUCAGUAUAGAAAGAGGUAUAAGAGCGACAGUACAAGUACGAAUCCAAAACCAGUGUCGAAAUUAACGGAUGAUGUUGUUUCAUUUGUUGAUAGAGCACCUGACUGUCCGCCACGGUUCAAUCUUUGUACGAACACUCCUGGUACCGUUUAUAGAAAUUGUUCGCCAAAUAGAGAAACAACACCCAUCAAUCUUCAACUAAAAGGGGAUAUUAUUCUGAAUCAAACAGAAAGAGCAUUUAAGUUAUCCCCAAUAGCGCACUACAAAAGACUAGAACAACUGCAUGCUGAGGAAAUUGAAAAGAUGAAAUCAGACCAAAAAAAUGUUAUAGAAAAGAAAAACCGAGCAUAUAAGCUUCUGUUUAUGAAUGAGUUGAGGCAUAUCAUUGAAAGACGAAGUCAUGACAGCGAACUAGUUCCUCCUUCAAUAAAAGAAAUGUUUGAUAGUGUUUCCGAGUAUGGUGAAUCAGAUAAAUUUAUUUGCAUAGCCAAACAAAUUAUUAGCAAAACGAAGAUUAGACGAUUGUCAAGUGUCUCAGUGCCAUGGCCAGAUCAAUCUGUUACUGAAAUCGAGCAAGCAACAACAGAAUACUAUCAUUCCUGUGGUAUUUUGUUUGGCUUCAUCAAAUCACACAAGGGCUCAAAUGGAGGCAGUGCUAGGAAGUCUGACAAAAAGGCCCUAGUGGAGCCACCUACCCCUUCAUCGCCACAACCUACAUCCUAUCCUCCGACUGAUGAUCCAACAGGCGAGCUGCCUACAUCCUAUCCUCCGACUGAUGAUCCAACAGGCGAGCUACCUUCUUCCUAUCCUCCGACUGAUGAUCCAACAGGCGAGCUACCUACAUCCUAUCCUCCGGCUGAUGAUCCAACAGGCGAGCUACCUUCUUCCUAUCCUCCAGCUGAUGAUCCAACAGGUGAGCUACCAUCCUAUCCUCCGACUGAUGAUCCAACAGGCGAGCUACCUACAUCCUAUCCUCCGGCUGAUGAUCCAACAGCCGAGCUGCCUACAUCCUAUCCUCCGGCUGAUGAUCCAACAGGCGAGCUACCUUCUUCCUAUCCUCCGACUUAUGAUCCAAUAGGCGAGCUACCUUCUUCCUAUCCUCCGACUGAUGAUCCAACAGGCGAGCUACCAUCCUAUCCUCCGGCUGAUGAUCCAACAGGCGAGCUACCAUCCUAUCCUCCGGCUGAUGAUCCAACAGGCGAGCUACCUACAUCCUAUCCUGCGAUUGAUGAUCCAACAGGCGAGCGUGCACAAAGUUGGUACAGCGCAAAAGAAUUUUGAUUCGAAAAAACAUCAUACAUACAUGCAUAGUAGAUUUACUGUUAAAGACGUUAUCCAAGUGAAUUAUCAACCGAUUUUGUAUAA
Halichondria panicea is the source of this 3593-nucleotide messenger RNA. RefSeq lists its product as uncharacterized. The coding region runs from base 84 to 3509 and encodes 1141 amino acids. NCBI's taxonomy places the organism in Eukaryota, Metazoa, Porifera, Demospongiae, Suberitida, Halichondriidae. The record is from RefSeq and is a predicted model, not a curated record. The transcript has 2 exons.